Molecule: messenger RNA, 597 nt
Organism: Saxophila tyrrhenica
Lineage: Eukaryota; Fungi; Ascomycota; Dothideomycetes; Mycosphaerellales; Extremaceae
Exons: 2
Coding region: 1-597 (198 amino acids)
Source: RefSeq, a predicted model, not a curated record
AUGUUUUCAUCCUUCCCAGCACAAGCCCCGUUCUCGCCCAAUGCAGCACCGCCCGUCCAGCAAAACCAAGUUACGGAUGCAUUGCCUUUGAGAUCACCAUCGGCCGCCGCCAAUACAUCAUCAGCUGCGACCAACCCAUCAUCAGCUGGCACCAAUACACCAUCCGCUGCGCAAGCGGACGCCACCACUGAAGAAACGAAGACCAAGACGAAAGUGAUUGAGGUCAUCAUGUUCGACAUGGGGAGAGACAUGGCUCGUCUCGAGAAGACCAUCCUUCGUAACGCAGACGUCAUAAUGCGCAACCUCAACCCGACCUCGUACAAGAACAACCAACAGCCUUGCUACGAGCUAGUGUCGAUGCUAGUCGAGGGCGCUUCUGGAAAGCACGAGAUGAUGAGGUUUGCCGUGGUGAAGGACGGGACGAUUGUUGCGGAGGGGCCAUCGCGGAAAGAUAGCACAGAUGCUCUUGAGGCGAUGCAUUUGGCGACGAUGGAGCUGAUGGCGACGAAAGUUGCAAAGGCGUGGGAUGGGUCUGGUGGUGGGGAUGAAUCAGAUACGACGGGGCGCUGGUCUUCGGGAAGGGUUGAGACUGCUUAA